Closterium sp. Naga37s-1 is the source of this 3099-nucleotide messenger RNA. Lineage: Eukaryota; Viridiplantae; Streptophyta; Zygnematophyceae; Desmidiales; Closteriaceae. The record is from the annotation of a GenBank genome assembly.
AUGUCGUGGGAGGGUGACAAUAACGAGCGGGUUCUGGUGCCUGUAGGCAAUGACGCGUGUAGCAAGGACGCGCUGCGGUGGGCCGUGGCGAAUAAGAUCUCGCAUCCUGACGACCUGCUCGUGCUGCUCCACAUCGUCACCAAAGCGCCGGGUCCGGAUGGGUACGACGUGGCGCAGAGCGCGGUGUCAAAGACGGCGAUCGUGCAGCACGUGCGCACCGCCAUCAUGCCCAUGCUCUCGCAGCUUAAAGCCGGCAUUGACGCCAAGGUGCGCCUGGAGCUGCGCGUGGGGCGCAACGACUCGCGGGACGCGGGGAUCAUGGAGGAGGCGAAGAAGCUGCAAGCCACGUGCCUCGUGCUCGGCACCAAGAACCGCGGAAUGUUCACCAUAUACGGCUCGCGGGACGCGGGGAUAAUGGAGGAGGCGAAGAAGCUGCACGCGACGUGCCUCGUUCUCGGCACCAAGGGCCGCGGGAUGUUCACCAUUUGCGGCAAGCUAUCAGGCAGCACGAGCGCCUUCUGUCUCAAGAGCCGCUCCCCUGCUCUCUCCCUCACUAUCAGCCCCCUCCCCUCUUCCUCUCACUUCCUGUCCCCCCUCCCCUCUUCCUCUCACUUCCUGUCCCCCCUCCCCUCUUCCUCUCACUUCCUGUCCCCCCUCCCCUCUUCCUCUCACUUCCUGUCCCCCCUCCCCUCUUCCUCUCACUUCCUGUCCCCCCUCCCCUCUUCCUCUCACUUCCUGUCCCCCCUCCCCUCUUCCUCUCCCUUCCUCUCCCCCCUCCCCUCUUCCUCUCCCUUCCUGUCCCCCCGCCUCUCCCCCCCUCCCAGGCGCGGCAAGCUAUCAGGCAGCACGAGCGCCUACUGUGUGAAGAACCGCCCUCCCUCGCUCUCCGUGAUAGUCGUUUCUAAAGACAAGGUGCUGCUGGUCAAGCAAGGCGACGCCACUCCCCCCGACCGCUCUCCUGCUCUCUCCCUCACCGGCAGCCCCCUCCCUGGCGCCUCCUCCCCUGCCAUCCCCUCCGCUGGGUCCUCCCCCGGGGAGAGCCGCCGGAACAGCGAGAGCCGGAGCGGUGAGGGCCGGUCGGAUGCGGUGCAGGUGGCACAGGAGAGUGACGGCGGUGGGAAAGUCAGUGGGAGUGGGAGUGGGAGUGGUAGUUUUGGCAAGGGGAGUUUCGUGCGUGCUGGUUCGACCCUGUCGGAUCGUUCUGCGGUUUCGGAUGGGAGUAGCAGCAAGGAGACUGGUGAAGAGAGUGGUAGCCAGCAGACGGGUGAGGAGAGGGGAGGGGACAGCAGCAAGCUCUCAGCUGAUGCACUGACUGUGGCAGAUGCUGCUGCCUCAGGGGAGGAGCGGGGCAGCGGGGACGGGCAGGAGGGGAGGGGGAAGCGGACGGGGGAGGAGAGGGGAGUGGAUAGGGAGUUGCAGCAGUUGCGGGAACAGCAGCAGCAGCGGCUGAUGCAGCACCAGCAGCAGCAGCUACAGGCAGCGACCAAGCUGGCUGCUCUUAUGGAGGGCGUCAGUGUGGGGGGGGGCGCAGGGGGAGGGGGAGGAGGGUGGGGAGGGAACGGAUUUGGAGGAGUGGGGAGAGGGGAAGGGGGAGGAGUGAGAGGAGGGGGAGCAGGAGGGGAGGGUGCUGGUGGGGACAACACAGGGGGCAGCGGUGCGUGGAGCGAUGAUCAUGACUCUGCGUCGGCAGUUCAUGCAGUGGCCAGGUCACAGCAGCGCAUGGGCAUGGCGCAUGAGAGCACAGGCAUGGGCAAUGCUGCUAGUGCGGCAGGCACGGGAUUCCAACCAGCCAGCAGCGGUGCCAGCGGUGGUUCUAGCGGUGCCAGCGGAAGCGGUGGCAGCAGUGGUAUCAGCGGUGUGAAUGGGAGCGGGGGCAGUGGCAACAGUGGCGGGUUCAGCCUGGCGAGCAGCACAGGGAGCACGUUCACCAUGGGGAGCAGGAGCGGUGCGAGCAGCAGGGCGGGCAGCGGGGGGGAGCCCACCACCUCUCCCAUCACUGCCGGCACUGGCACAGGCAGCGGCAGUGGGAACGGCGGUGGGAUGGGUGGGGGUGGAGGGAAGGAAGCAGGCAUGGUGGCAGCUGCGUCUGCUGUGGCUGGGGUGAAGGAGGCCGGUGGGGUGGGCGAAAGUGGGGGGGCAGCAGCAGCGGCAGGGGGAGAAGUGCUCAAAGCGUCCAGUGGAGUGUACUGCCGUGUGUACUCUUAUGAGGAGAUUCAGAGAGCAACCGACAAUUUCUGCCCCCAGCUGGUGCUGGGGGAGGGCGGCUGCGGCACCGUCUUUUCUGGGAUGCUGGGCGGCAGCAAGGUGGCAGUGAAGGUGAUAAAGACGGAAGACGCCACCCGGGCUGCCAAGGAAUUUCAGAGAGAGGUGGAGCUACUGAGUCAGAUCAACCACCCACAUGUGCUCUCCCUGCUGGGGUGCUGUCCGUCGCACCACUGCAUAGUGUACGAGUUCAUGGCCAGCGGCACUCUCGAGGAGCGCCUGCUCUGCGCCAACAACUCGCCGCCCCUCCCCUGGUUCGCCCGCCUCCGCAUCGCCGCUGAAAUCGCCUCCGCGCUCCUCGCUUUACACUCUCAGCCAAAACCCAUUAUCCACCUGGACUUAAAGCCCGCGAAUGUGCUUUUAGACGAGCGGCUUGUAGUGAAGCUGGCAGACGUGGGGGUCGCGAGGCAGAUGCCGGGGACCGGUGGUUCGGACCAGGGCUUUAAUGUUACGCACGCGCACACGUCUAUGCCGAUCGGGACCGUUGCUUAUGUCGACCCGGAGUAUCAGCGAACGGGCGAUUUCAGCCCGAAAUCGGAUGUGUACGCCCUCGGGAUUAUCCUGUUUGAUUUGCUGACCGGACGGCAGCCGGCUCUGUAUGAGAGAAUAGAGGAUGCGGUGGAUGAGGGGAAUGAGGUGGCGUUGGGGAAGUUGCUGGAUGGUAAGGCAGGGAAGUGGCCCGUGGGGUUGGCUAUGGAGGUGGCGAGGGUUGCUGUGCGGUGCAGUGAGAUGAAGAGGAAAAAGAGGCCUGAUUUAGGGGAAGUGGUGAUGCCGGUGCUGAUGAAGGCACAAAAGGAGGCGGUGAUUUUGAUGGAGAGGAUGAUGGCUGGAAUGUGA